AUGAGGCCUGAGAUAGUCAUUACGAAACCAGAGGAUGUCAAGCGCUUUCAUAUCGAUUCCGUGACUCAUUGCAAGGCCCGGUCAAGCAACGGAGGCUGGUUGUUUCAUCAGCUGCUUGGGGACUGCAUGGGACUUAUCAAUGGACAGAGAUGGAAACGCAUCCGGGCCCAAUUUGACCCCUGGUUUGUCCAAAGUGCCAUUGCCCGACUCGCCGAUCAGCCGACGCAGUACGCCGCGGAUUAUAUUGAGAGACUGGAGAAAACGCUUAAUCCCGGGGAGAGCGGUUCCUUCAUAGUUCAUGCUGCCCAGACAUUCUCCCGCUUUCCGUUCAUGGCCAAUGCGGAAUACAUCUAUGGGCCGCUGGACGGCGACGAGAAAGAAGAGCUUUGGGUGCUCGGACAGCGAAGCCUGGCGAUGAUGGCUCACGUACUAUCCGGUGGAGUGCAUCGAUAUAAAAUCUACCGGUGGCUCAAGCCAGGGACAUACCGGCAGUUGGUUGAUUUCGAGCGUGAUUGGUCAUCGUUCAACGAACGAAUGUACCAUAAACAACGAUGCUCUGAUACCACCCACCCUAUUGUUCCAGUUUGGAAAGAAGUGUUCAACGGCAAUAUUCCAAAGAUGGAGCUAGUGCAGACUCUAAGCGAGAUCAUCUUUGCGAACCUCGACGUUUCGACUCAUAUCCUCACCUGGCUGAUCAUACUGCUGGCGGAGAACAGCGGCUGGCAAGCUCGACUGCGGGACGAAAUCACCGCAACAGAUUUGACGUUGCCGGAACUCUGUGCUCGAAAGGAUACACUAUUGCAUCAUUGCUUCUUAGAAUCUAUCCGACUCCGACCAUUCACCGUAUUCACCAUUCCUGCCAGCUCUCCUCAGAAGAAGGCUUUCGGGCAGUUCAUCAUUCCAGAGAACACGUGUGUAGUCGUGGACAACCUCGCACUCAGUCGCAACGGUGAAUUUUGGGGUGAAGACACCGAUGAAUUCAGGCCAGAUCGUUUCAAAAAUUUGUCGCCGACGGAGCUUCGCUACAACCUUUACACGUUCGGGUUUGGAACCCGGAAAUGCAUAGGCCAGCACUUCGGCGAAGCAAUAAUGAAACAAUUUGUUUGUUGUCUGCUCAGUCGCUAUGAGCUGAGGCUUCCGGAAACCGAGAAAGCCGCCAGUUCCGGGUACAAAAACGUCAAGAACACAUGGGUGCCUAUUUCUGAUGCGAGGCUUAUCUUGACACCGAGGCGGCCUGCGGAGUUGCUAGUUUAG
Molecule: messenger RNA, 1254 nt
Organism: Aspergillus pseudoviridinutans
Lineage: Eukaryota; Fungi; Ascomycota; Eurotiomycetes; Eurotiales; Aspergillaceae
Product: cytochrome P450
Exons: 6
Coding region: 1-1254 (417 amino acids)
Molecular function (GO): oxidoreductase activity, acting on paired donors, with incorporation or reduction of molecular oxygen; heme binding; monooxygenase activity
Source: RefSeq, a predicted model, not a curated record